CAUCUGCAGCAGGUACAACAUCUGUAACAGGGACAACAUCUGCAGCAGAAACAUCAUCCACAGCAGGAACAGCACCUACAGCAGGGACAACGUUUGUAGCAGGAACAACAUCCAGACCAGAAUCGCCACCAUUGGAUGAUGACUGCAUACCGAAAGAUGGAAUGUUGGAAGAAGAACUUAUUCCGACGACAGACAUUGCUAUUUCCCCAGAAAGUGACAGUGGCAUUGAUGAUCUCAGAGACAUUCCUGGGAGUCCAAAAUUCAAGGGGAAAAUGGGCGAGGAUAGCGUAAACAUUACUAUUAGCCUAAAAUCCCCAGUUGAACUGAAAUGGAUAGAAUGGGUUAAUCCUUCUUUAGUCCUGUCAUCAGUCAAGAUAUUUGUUGUGAGAAAUACCAUCCCCACACUGCUCGUAGAAGUCAAUAAGAAUGAUGCUAAUACAAAAGUGAACUUCCCGGAAAACACUGAAGCAGAGGAGAUCAUAGUGACUCUAACUUCAUCCGACAUUGGCCCCAACGACCACAUUGAAGGAAAACUUAACAUUUUUGGAUGUUGGCAGUCUAUAGGGACGCAAGGCUCUACAUUCACAACAGCAACAAACCAACAGAGUACAACUGCAUCAUUAGCUACAACAGUACCGUCACAAACAACCACAAUCUUAACAAGAGAAUCGUCAUCUGGAAUAUCUGUCGCCACAACACCAAGAACUGUCGUCACAACCGUGACACCAUGUACAUAUGUUGUCACAAUGAGCGAUGCGAAUGUGGUUGACUUGACAAAAAGUGAAAUAAUGAAUGAAAGUGGAGAAUUCACAGAAAUACCAGAUCUAGGUGCUUUGACAGAUGAUAAUCCUAAUACGAAACUUGUGGGACUGUUUAGUCCAUCGACAGAUCCACAAACUUUAAAGAUGUCUACAGUGCUUAAAACUAACAACCAAGAUGUUGAAAUAAGCAGUGUGCAACUAACAGGACUG
Molecule: messenger RNA, 971 nt
Organism: Owenia fusiformis
Lineage: Eukaryota; Metazoa; Annelida; Polychaeta; Sabellida; Oweniidae
Source: the annotation of a GenBank genome assembly